This is a messenger RNA of Gadus macrocephalus (Pacific cod), 3810 nucleotides long. RefSeq names its product extended synaptotagmin-like protein 3 (gene esyt3). Bases 362 to 2917 code for a protein of 851 amino acids. Gene Ontology annotation, molecular function: lipid binding. Gene Ontology annotation, biological process: lipid transport. The record is from RefSeq and is a predicted model, not a curated record. Lineage: Eukaryota; Metazoa; Chordata; Actinopteri; Gadiformes; Gadidae. The transcript is spliced from 23 exons.
ACCUGUCUUCCUUCUCCCAGUCCACACCCAUCAUGACGUCACGCUCAGGUGUGGCUGUUUCGGGAGCGUUUAUUGUGUCGACACUCAAACACGGAAGUCAUUGAAUGGCAGAAUAAACAAACCAUCACAAAUCCCGGUGGAUCGCGACCCGUCAGCCUAUACACCGACAAGCUACGACAACAAUAUCGACGAGUGGCAAAAAGGUAAAGCCCUCACCUGCAGAAUAAAAACCGAAAGAAACAAUCUGGAGGACGCAGGGAUUAUAGUCGAUAAGUCUGGAAUGCGAGGGCGAGUCAAGGCAACCUAACCGAAAGGCACUUGGACAGAAGAAGCGCUUAGGAGGAUAUACUGCAAGUGGGGCAUGGCCAUGAACCCAGGGCGACCCGUGGACGCGCCGGGGGGCAGCAGCACGCGCAACCUGAGCCCCCCCGUGGACGGGCUGGGGGGCAGCAUCACGCGCAACCUGAGCCCCUCCGCGGUCAACCAGAUGCUGAUGGAGUUCAUGAUGUACGCCGGACGGGCGUUCGUGGUCUUCUAUCCGGUGUAUCUGACGGGGUACCUCGGAUUCAGCAUCAGCUGGGUGCUGCUGUGCAUGAUGAUGGUCACCUGGUGGAAGAAGAAUCGCCAGUGGAAAGACGUCCGGAUCGGAACUGCAAUAGACUUCGCGGAUAAUGAAGCACAUGAGAUCAAUAGGGAGUUGACUAAAUCUUUGAGCAUGGCCACAUGGGUAAAAUUUCCUGAUGUCGAAAAAGUAGACUGGAUUAACAAGGUACUGGAGCAGGCCUGGCCAUUCUUCAGCAUGUUUAUGGAGAAGCUCCUCAAAGAGAAGAUCCAGCCUGCUGUCAGGUUGUCUAACUCCGCCCUGAAAGCCUUCACCUUCACCAAGGUCCACUUUGGACACAAGCCUCUCAAGAUCACUGGCAUGAGGGCAUACACUCACGAAGUUGACCAGAGAGAAGUGGUUCUUGACAUGAAUAUAUGUUACGAUGGUGAUGCUGACAUUGAUGCAGAAAUAAAGCCUCCCAUAGUAGCUGGUGUCAAAGGACUUCAGUUCAAAGGAAUGAUGAGGGUUAUUCUGGAGCCUCUGAUUGGUCAAGCCCCGUUGGUCGGAGGAGUAACGUUCUUCUUCAUCCGCCGGCCUACGCUGCAAAUCAACUGGACCGGCAUGACCAACCUCCUAGACAGUCCCGCUUUCAGUUCGCUAUCUGAAGAGACCAUCAUGGACAUAAUUUCCUCUAUGAUGGUGCUGCCCAACCGGAUGUGCAUCCCCCUCAUAGAUCAAGUCAAGGUGGACACGAUGAGGUUCCCCCUACCUCGGGGGGUGGUCCGGGUGCACCUAGUGGAGGCCAGGAACCUGGUGCCAAAAGACACCUACAUGAUGGGUAUGGUGAAGGGCAAGUCGGACCCCUACGCAGUGCUCCGGGUGGGCAACUCGCAGUUCAAGACCAAGACCAUCAAGGAGAACCUCAACCCACGCUGGACCAACGAGGUGUAUGAGUUUGUAGUCCACGAGGCCCCAGGACAGGAGCUUGACCUGGAGCUGUUCGACGAGGACACGGACAAGGACGACUUCCUCGGAAGGCAUAUCCUGGAUCUUGGAGACGUGAAGAAGGAGAAAGAGCUGGAUAAGUGGUUUCCUCUGACUGAUACUCAGAGCGGUGAGGUGCAAAUGAGACUCCAGUGGCUCUCUCUCCACACCGACCAGAGCCUCUUGAAUGAGACUACUGAUGGUUGUGCCUGUGCCAUGCUUGCGGUUUAUUUAGACAAUGCCUCAGACCUUCCAAAAGACAACAGUGAGUUCUCUCACAAUCAGAAACAGGGUAAACAUUCAAAGGAAGCCAAGCUCACAAAGAGAGUUGCAGAGCCAAACACAUUGGUGGAGAUGUCUAUCCGUGACCACGUUCAAAAGAGCAAGGUUGCCUACGCGUCUAACAAUCCAGUGUGGGAGGAAGGGUUCACCUUCUUUGUCCACAGCAUCAAGAAUGAGCAGCUCACCGUGGAGGUGAAGGAACAUGAGAAGAAGAAUGUGCUGGGUGUGCUCACCAUCCCCCUCAGCCGCCUCUUCAACGUGUCCAACAUGACCCUGGAACAGCCCUUCCUGCUGGAGCGCUCAGGGGCCACCAGCCAGAUCAAGCUGAAGGCCACCCUCCGGGUCCUGACCAUUGAAAAACCGGAACCAGAACCCAUCCUCAAUCCUCCCCCACAGCCCAAACCGGCCCAGUCCGCCCCGGGAGGUAAACCCCCAGCCCCUCCCUCCGGCUCGGGUACACCCUCUGCGGCUGCUGCCACCCCGUCCCGGGCCGCCCUUCCAGUCAGCCCCCUCAACGGCGAGUAUGACGGCCAGCGCCGGGGCUCCUUCCUGGGCACCAGCGGCCGGCGGACGGCCCCUGACACGCCGAUGAUGCGCCGCUACGACUCCCACAGCCUGCUGUCGGACAACUCCAUCGCCUCCUCUCGCUUCGACCUCUCCGAGGGAGCGUCUUACCCAAAGGAGGUGCUGAACCACCAGGGGACCUUUGGUGAGAUCCACCUGACCGUGCGCUACACAACCCUGAGGAAGAGGCUUGUCGUCCUGGUCAACUCCUGCAGAGAACUGAUCCCGUGCAAUGAGAACGGCACUGAUUCCUACGUCCGCUUGUACCUGCUGCCUGACCAGUCCUGGAGGCACCGCAUGCGGACGCAGGUGAAGAAGAGGAACAUCAACCCCACGUUCAAUGAGAAGUUUGAAUUUAAUGUGUCGCAAGAAGAAGCUCUCACAAGAAAGUUGGACAUAGCCGUGAAGAACAACAGGAUGUUCCACAGCCGAGAGAGAAGGGAGAUCGGCAUGGUCCUGAUUGAUCUUGCCAACCUCGACCUGAUCAAAGGUGUCACAGAUUGGUUUGAGCUCAGUCUACCUGGGCUGAAGAAAUCCAACUAACAAACCAACUUGCCAUUCACCAAACGGACUCACCAACAAAACAAAACAACCGUCCACUCGAACAACCGACCAAACAACAAUAUGUUUGGAUCAUCUCCCAAUAAGACACCAGAAUGAAGAAAUACUUGAGAAGAGGUUGUCUAGAACAACAGUUGUGGGGGGAUGAAACAGCAAUUAUUCAUGCUGUUUCUUCAUUUUCAUUUGAUUAUUUUAUUCAUGUGUCCUUAGCUGGUUACUGUUACAUUGCACUCGCUGCCCGGAUGUUUAGCAUUUGUUUUUAUUUUGUUACAUUGUGAUAGCUGUUCUGUCCUCGCACACAUGUCUGGUAGGCAGUUAAACGCCUUCCCAAUCGACAAGACAUGUCCAUCCAAUUAUGUUUUAUUGAGUAUAAAGGGUAAAACUAAAGCAAAAACGGACAAAAAUCUGGUUACUCAUGUGAAAUUAAUCUCAUGACAUGAAAACAAUGCCACAGCAUUACUUAAGGUGGUCGACUAUGUUCUUAAAUCUAGUUCAUGCAAAUUAAAUAUAGAAAUGAUUCCCGUGAACAAAGGCUGAAUGAAUGGGCGAAUUAAAUAAAGUAUUGUAGUAGCCUGCGGUCGAUGUUAUCUACACUACAAUAGGCCUAUAACAUGGACGGCUAGGUGGCACAAAGCUUAACUAACUACAUUAACUUUCAUAUUCAACAUUAUUUUACCAAGACAAACAGAAGAUGCUGUGAAACAGGGUGAAUAACACGGUGAAACAGGAGACACUAGAGACAAAUCCACGCAUUCACUAUUUUCGAGUUUUUCAACAAUAAGAAACAUAAGUCAUGCUUUUUUCUUUAUGCAUUUUAUUCCAUUUGUUUAUAAUAUUAAAAUAAAUCCAGGGAACAGAAUAUAUAUUGUUUUAAU